AUAUAACUCUCAGUUUAUUUCACUAAUUAUUAGAAUAACAUAUAAUUUAAUUUUUUCCUUAUUUAUAAUUAUUGUUAACUGAAAUUAAUCCAUCACUAUGAAAUACUCAAUGUUAUGGCUUUUGAUAGCUGUAGUUUUAGUUCAACAAUGUUUGAGUCAUCCUAUCAAUGAAGACCCCUCAUACAAAGAAGCUGAAGAUCAUACUGGUCCUGACCAUGACGCUGGUGAUCUUGCUGAUCAUGACCAUUCAUCUUCUAACCACGAAAACCAUUCAGGCCACAACCAUGGAGACCAUUCAGGCCACAACCAUGAAGACCAUUCAGGCCACAACCAUGAAGACCAUUCAGGGCACAACCAUGAAGAUCAUUCAGGCCACAACCAUGAAGGAAGUGAUCAUUCUGGUCACCACCAUAAAUCAACUGAAUACAAAUGUCAUAAAUAAAAAUAACUAAAUUAUAAUUAAUAUUUUCUAAAAAUUAAGUUGCUAAGAAUGAAUAUAUUGACGAUGAAAUAUUAAAGUUUUUCAA
Messenger RNA from Sipha flava (yellow sugarcane aphid), 527 nucleotides. RefSeq names its product histidine-rich glycoprotein-like. Lineage: Eukaryota; Metazoa; Arthropoda; Insecta; Hemiptera; Aphididae. The record is from RefSeq and is a predicted model, not a curated record. The transcript is spliced from 2 exons. Bases 98 to 442 code for a protein of 114 amino acids.